CCUAGUCACAGCGCCAAUUAAAACACGUGGCUCUUUUUUGCGUGGCUAUACUAUACACGUCAAAAUUUAGUCGUUCCGAUUUAUUUUUACAGAGUAUUUAAGUGUAUACAAAUACGAAAAUUGAUUUAGGAUGACAACAGAAUUAAUGGAAAAUAUUCUGGGCUAUCUGUCCGAAUAUGGGGAGGCAGAUUCUCUCGAUCUCGCUCAUCGUUUUGCAGUGGAUCAUCAAAAAAUAGUUGGUGCUAUCAAGAGUUUACAGGCUUUUGAAGACUUGUUAAAAGUUGAGAGCAAAAGUCGCAAAGAGUGGGUACUAACAGAUGAAGGGCAACAUGUAUUGGAAAAAGGUAGUCAUGAGGCUGCUGUUUAUAAUGCUCUACCGGCUGAUUUCUCUGCUGUUAGUCAAGCUGACAUAUUAUCAAAAGUACCCUUUGCUAAAGUUGGUCUUUCAAAAGCUCUUGCUGCUUCAAUGGUAGAGUUAAUAAAGACUGGAAAAGAGACUUUAAUCAAGAGAAAAGCACCUUCGAUUACUGAUAAUGUUCAAAAACAUAUGAAAGAACUUCAAAUGUUGUCAGAUGAUUCUAAAAAAGAGUAUAAAAAAAGGAAACUUAUUAAGGAAAAUAUUAUCAAAAUUAUGGUACUUCAAAAGGGUCCAAACUUUUCAACAAAAAUAGAAAAACCAGAAGCUGAUUUAACUGCUGAUUUAUUGAUGAAUGAUGCAUGGAAAACAAAAAAAUUUAAACCUAUCAACUUAAAUGCUCUUGGAGCAGCUCUUGAUGUUGGACAUCUUCACCCAUUACUUAAAGUUCGCACUGAGUUCAGAAAAAUUUUUCUAGAAAUGGGUUUUGAAGAAAUGCCUACUAAUAAUUAUGUAGAAAAUUCAUUCUGGAAUUUUGAUGCAUUAUUCCAGCCUCAACAACAUCCAGCUAGAGAUGCUCAUGACACAUUUUUUAUUUCUGAGCCAGCAAUUAGCAGUAAAUUUCCAGAAGAUUAUUUGAAGAGAGUAGAAACUGUACACAGUAAAGGAGGAUAUGGUUCUCAAGGUUACAAAUAUGAUUGGAAAAUAGAAGAGGCCCAAAAAAAUUUGCUUAGGACACAUACAACAGCCGUAAGUGCUCGAAUGUUGUAUCAACUUAUGCAAAAGAGUGAAUUCAAACCAGUGAGAUAUUUUAGUAUUGACAGAGUAUUCAGAAAUGAAACAUUAGAUGCUACACAUUUGGCUGAAUUUCAUCAAGUUGAAGGUGUUAUAGCUGACUAUGAUCUGACACUAGGAGAUUUAAUUGGUGUUCUUUAUGAGUUCUUCAAAAAACUUGGAAUUGAAAAACUUGAAUUCAAACCAGCUUACAACCCAUACACAGAGCCUAGUAUGGAAAUAUUUUGCUUCCAUGAAGGCUUGAAUAAAUGGAUAGAAAUUGGUAAUAGUGGCGUUUUCCGACCAGAAAUGUUAUUGCCAAUGGGUUUGCCAGAAAAUGUCAAUGUUAUUGCUUGGGGAUUAUCGCUUGAGAGACCUACUAUGAUCAAAUAUGGUCUCAAUAAUAUUCGUGAUUUAGUUGGACCAAAGGUCGAUCUACAAAUGGUUCAAGAAAAUCCUCUGUGUCGUCUUGAUAAAUGCAGGACUGCGAUAAAAGUGAAUGAAAAAGUAAUGAUAAACAACAGCUGUUCACCCAUCAUUUUUUUGCGUGAAGUAUUUGAAACGGAAGAAAUGGCCCUUUUCUGCGAUGCUGAUCAUCCACCCUGUUGUAUCAAGCCUCUGUUGGUUCUAUUAAAUAAAGUUUAUAAUAUUAGUGUUACUACUCAUGAACAUUCUUCUGUUGUGCAGUCUUGUCGUAAAGAUAUCAACAAUAUAAACCGAUUUUUGUUAGAUUUGACUUCAAAUAAUACACUGCCAAAAAUGGUUAUAACUUUAAUUUGGCACAGAGGAGAAACGUGUCUUAAAUUGUCAAAUAAACGAGUUCUAGCUGGCCAAGUGAAUGUCGCUCGAUAUUUUGGACGUUUAAUAGAAAAAGCUAACUCAGAAUUGUUAAAAUAUGAAAGUUUUGGCGCGACUUUUGCUGCCCAAAUAGAUAUGGCUUUAUCAAAAAUAGAAGAAGCUGAGCCUUUGACGCAAAAUUCAUUGGCAUUAUUACACGAAUUCCGGAAGAUUGACAACUUGAAUUAUAUUUGUGGAGAUGAGAUGAGUCUUCUGGAUGUUUUUUUCAUGUAGUAAAAGAGCAUAUGUAAAAAACUUAAAAAUUAUAGAUUAUAACAAACAAAUUAAAGGAUUAUGAUGAUCUGUUAACUUACAGAUAUUAAUUAUUUUAUUUAAAUAUACAGUAAUCCUGUUGUUCGAA
Molecule: messenger RNA, 2327 nt
Organism: Trichogramma pretiosum
Lineage: Eukaryota; Metazoa; Arthropoda; Insecta; Hymenoptera; Trichogrammatidae
Gene: alpha-PheRS
Product: phenylalanine--tRNA ligase alpha subunit
Exons: 7
Coding region: 131-2200 (689 amino acids)
Biological process (GO): phenylalanyl-tRNA aminoacylation
Cellular component (GO): cytosol; cytoplasm; phenylalanine-tRNA ligase complex
Molecular function (GO): tRNA binding; phenylalanine-tRNA ligase activity; ATP binding
Source: RefSeq, a predicted model, not a curated record